AUGAAGUUUUGGGAUUCGACUGGAUAUGGCGAUCAAGGAACAAUGGACGAGAGUAGUCCUUUUGACGGUUUGUUCAAAUUGUCAAGGAUGGAACGUCUUUAUGCUUUUGGAAUUUGUCUUAACCUGCCCGGGUUCGCUAUUUUAUACACUCUUGGUAAUAUCAUAUCACUUCUAAGUACUGGGUUCCUUGUUGGCUUCAAAAAACAAGCAAAGACAAUGUUUGCACCAGUUCGCUGGAUUGCUAGUACUGUUUUUUUCGCAUCAAUGGUAGCUACGUUGGUUGUGGCAUUCACGCUCUAUUUUGGUAUUGCGCAAGUUAUAUACCUUAUGGCCGAUCCAUCAUUAAGAAAGUAUGUGGCAGUUGUGUUGAUAGUAUUGUAUAAUGGCGAUAUGGUAUUCGUUAUUCUGGAGUAA
Ambispora leptoticha is the source of this 414-nucleotide messenger RNA. Lineage: Eukaryota; Fungi; Glomeromycota; Glomeromycetes; Archaeosporales; Ambisporaceae. The record is from the annotation of a GenBank genome assembly.